AUGGAACAAUCACUCAGCCGGAAAAGAGAUGAAAUGAUCUCUUUAUUGCCGUGAAUAAGAAAUCCUCCAGAGCUUCAAAGAAAUCAACCACCAGUUAAUAUUGCUUCAAGUUCGUUUGCUAUAAACCUAACAAUGACACUUACAGGAUUGCCUCCAGCUUACAAAAAAGAAAAUACUCCAUGAUUUGAAGGCACUACAUAUCAAAUAACCCCUUUCGGGAUUCGCGAGUCGGCAAGAUUUUGUCAAGAUGGUAAUGUUGUCUUUGGUAAAGCUGACCCAUCUGGCAGGUUUUUCUGCGACGUAAACUUUCCUCAGGAAGACACAAAAAUCGACCCUAUUAGUUGCAUAAUUUUCAGUGUUCCAAAUGGUUUUAGGCUAUCAGAGAGACCUUAUUAUUAUGUGAACUGAAUUGAUUUCGGCCGUAUUCGAAUAUCUGAGCCAGGCUACUAUUAUAUUGACUUCUCAAAAAGUGGAAAUACUGGAGUAAAGCUAUCUGAAGGAGACAAGAUUCUACUUAAAAAAGGAAUGAUGAUAAGAUUUGCUAACAGCAUUAUUGUGGAAGUUUCUGAUAUAUCCUGUAUAGAAAUAGAUGAUUUAUCACAGCCAUAUCUUCCUGUAAAUUCGUCUCCGGAUGAAGUCCGAAACAAUCAGCAAUGAGUAAAUCAGCCAACUUAUACGGGAGAGGAAGGAGAAGAAGAAGAAAAAAAAGGCAGCACAAUGACUGAUUAUACGAUUUCGUUUACAAAUCACACAGGACCUUUUGUAGGAGAAACAUUUAAGUAUCAUUCUAAUCCAAAAGCAGGAGUUGUAUAUGAUAAACUUAUCAUUGGAUGUGGUGGAAAUGGUAAAGAGCCUGACGUGUUUUACCCAAGAGAUACAGGAAUUAGCAGGCAUCAUGCUACAGUAUUUUUGGAAAAUGGAUCAUGGUACCUCACAGAUAAUCAGUCAGUCAAUUUAACUUAUAUUUUGGCCAAAAAUGCUGAACAAUAUACGAAUAAAGAGCCUUCUACACCUCAGCCGCUGUUUUUGCCAAAAGAUCCACAGCAUUCAUAUGAAAAUACGAGUGUGCUAGGAAUAGAAAACUAUAAGUUUUUUUUCUCAUUUUCUAGUUAA
Molecule: messenger RNA, 1113 nt
Organism: Blepharisma stoltei
Lineage: Eukaryota; Ciliophora; Heterotrichea; Heterotrichida; Blepharismidae
Source: the annotation of a GenBank genome assembly